Messenger RNA from Meleagris gallopavo (turkey), 1587 nucleotides. The record is from RefSeq and is a predicted model, not a curated record. NCBI's taxonomy places the organism in Eukaryota, Metazoa, Chordata, Aves, Galliformes, Phasianidae.
GAGGGGAGAUGCGGUCACGUGAUGUGCUGCACCGGAAGGAAAAUGGCGGCGCCGGCGCUGGGCGCGCUGCUGCUGCUGGGGGCAGCGGCGGUCGGCGGACGGGAGGUGUCAAUGCAGUACAACCCCGGCUGGAACGGUUCCUCAGUCAACGUUCUCCACGUGCGGUCGGUGGGGCGCGGCGACUCGCUGCACUACGUGUGGAGCAGCAUCGGGGCCCCCGCGGUGCUGCUGGUGGCCACACGCAGCCCCAGCAGCGCUCUGUCCAUCGACUGGAGCCGCCUGCUGUCCCCUGCGCCCGCCGGCGCCGUGUGGAUCGAGCCGCCCGGCAGCGUGGUGUACGCGGCUGCUGUCGUCUUCACCAAGCUGUUUGAGUACAGCAAGGCCGACGCCUCGGAGGAGGUUUUCUACCCCACGUACGACCUGUCGGACUUCUCCUGGGACAGCAUCAACCGCACCGUGAACCACACCGCGCUGACGGCCGAACUUCGGGGCGUCCCCACCUCCGACCCCAGCGGCAGCUUCUCCAACGGCAGCCUGGCGUUCCGGGUGACGGCUUAUGAAAGCGGCGGGCGCGACGGGGCUCUGCCCGGCCUCCUGCACACGGCCAACAGCUCCAAAGUGGAGUUUGUCCUGGCCGGGGCGGCCCCGCGGGGCAACGGCUCGCGCUUCGUGCUGGAGGUGGCCGCGGUGGAGGGGAGAGGGGCGGCAUCCAGGCUGCGCUCGACGCGCUCCAUCGACGACGAAUACACCCCCACCAUCUUCGAGACGCUCUCGCUGGUAGCGGAGUCGCGGAACGACAGCUCUGCUCUCAGCUUCCUGCAAUGGAAGGCGACGGCGUACGGCUCGCAAAUUCCUUCCCGACAUCCACUCUCGACCUCCCCUCUCGCAGUUUUAAACCCUUCCCCCUUAUCCUGUCGCCACGCCGCUACGCAGAGCUCCGUGCAGCUGACGCGUCCCGCUCCUUCCUGCAGGUCUGCGCUGCUGGGCUUCGGGCCGCCACCCGAGGACACUUUUUCUCCCCUCAUCAUCUCCAUCGCGGCCACAGCGCUGGGCACCCCGCUGCUUCUGCUGCUGCUGCUGGGCGCCGCCGUGCUGCUCUGCGCCCGGAGGAGACGCUACAGCGAGUACGAGCCCAUCAACUGAGCGCUGCCGCUGGUCCCGGGCGGCGAUCGCAGCUGCUGCCGUUCUUCACUUCUGGGGGGGCACGGGGCAAGGUGGGCAGUGCCCCCCCGUGCUGCUGUGCCUGCUGCACUGCGCUCUGCACUGCGCGCUCUGUCUGCACUGCACUGCGGGCGGUGCUUCCUUUCUUUCUGAUGCACGCUGCCAGGGGCUGAGGGGCGGCGAGAUCCCCGUCCUCCUCCUCUUCCUCCUCCUCCUCCUGUGGGGAGGCACCUCGUGCUGCCCGGCCCCACUGAAGGCUGCUGCUACGAGUCGGCUCAGGACUGUCCUGCUGGAGCCGUCAGACUGGAGCCAUCAGGAGCUGCUGCCCUUCCACGUGCAGUGAUGGUUGGUGGCAGAGCUGCCACGCUUCCGUGUCCUCAACCACUGACUCGUCUUUGACCAAAUAAAAGGGAUUUCUAAGAGCGG